This is a messenger RNA of Toxorhynchites rutilus septentrionalis, 1305 nucleotides long. RefSeq lists its product as uncharacterized. Bases 1 to 1305 code for a protein of 434 amino acids. Lineage: Eukaryota; Metazoa; Arthropoda; Insecta; Diptera; Culicidae. The transcript has a single exon. Gene Ontology annotation, biological process: DNA integration. Gene Ontology annotation, molecular function: nucleic acid binding. The record is from RefSeq and is a predicted model, not a curated record.
AUGAACACCGCGGACAUAGCCACCAAGUGGCAUCACGGCUCACAGUUAAUGAUGGCCAAUGCUUGGUUUCAAAGUCCGAGCUUUCUCUAUGAGCCCGAAGAAAGGUGGCCAAAUAAAAAAACGAACCCUUCGACUGAAGAAGAGCUGCGACACCCUCACAAUCACCUUACUCAUUUCAUCACCAAAAUCACGUUCGACAAAUUCAAUUUAUGGACGAAACUGCAGCGUGUAACAGCGUACGUACUACGAUAUAUCGACAAUCUUCGUAAACGGAAAAACGGCGAGAACCUGGAACUCAGCAAUCUUACCAGCGACGAGCUCCGGCGAGCCGAAGAAACACUCGUGAAGACUGCUCAAGGUGAAUUCUAUGCGGACGAAAUCAACACUCUCUACAAAACUCGAGGCUCGCCCAAUGAACGCCAUCCCACCGUGAACAAAUCCAGUACUAUAUACACUAGGAGCCCAUUUAUGGAUGAGAAAGGGGUCAUCCGGUGCCGCGGCCGUAUCGGUGCUGCACCAUAUGCACCGAUGGAAGCUAAGUUCCCAAUCAUCCUUCCUAGACAACAUCAAAUAACCUUCCUCAUUGUAGACUGGUACCACCGCCGCUUUCGCCACGCCAAUCGAGAGACCAUUUUCAACGAGAUUCGUCAACGUUUCGAGAUAGCUGCUCUCAGACGUCUACUAGAUAAAGUCCAACGUGCGUGUCUACACUGCCGCAUAGCGAAAGCAAAUCCAAGUCCACCAGCGAUGGCACCUCUCCCUGAGACCCGUUUGACUACUUUCCUGCAUCCGUUUACUUUCACCGGAUUGGACUACUUUGGACCAUUAAUUGUAAGAGUAGGCAGAAGCAACGUGAAACGAUGGGUGGCUCUCUUUACGUGCCUCACCAUCCGAGCAGUCCAUAUGGAGGUAAUAUACUCGUUAACUACCGAGUCAUGUAUCAUGGCGGUACAACGCUUCGUGGCACGCAGAGGCAAGCCUAGGGAAAUUUGGACCGACAACGCCACCUGCUUUCACGGUACACAUAACGAGAUGAAGGCGCAUCAGAAAGCAUUGAACAUUGCAUUGGCGGAGAAAUUCACUACCGCUGAGACAACCUGGAAAUUUAUCCCGCCAGCGUCUCCACACAUGGGCGGCGCGUGGGAAAGGCUCGUGCGCUCGGUGAAAGUCGCAUUAGGAGCAAUCUUGGAAAGCCCACGUAGGCCAGACGACGAGACAUUGGAGACAAUUCUGUUAGAAGCGGAGGGCAUGAUUAACGCCAGACCACUUACGUUCCUCUGGAGUCAGCGGAUCAGGAGGCUAUAA